This is a messenger RNA of Desarmillaria tabescens, 759 nucleotides long. RefSeq lists its product as uncharacterized. The transcript is spliced from 2 exons. The coding region runs from base 91 to 693 and encodes 200 amino acids. The record is from RefSeq and is a predicted model, not a curated record. NCBI's taxonomy places the organism in Eukaryota, Fungi, Basidiomycota, Agaricomycetes, Agaricales, Physalacriaceae.
ACACGAGGCAUCGCCAACACCCCACCUCCCCUAACACUCUCAUUCCUAUUCCAUUCUAUUUUCAGCAUCUUACGGCUAGUAGCUAUCUCGAUGACUGCCACUACAUCAUCCGCCCUGGCCUAUUCAUUCUUUAUCCUUUGCACAAAAAAUAUCCCGCUUACUGUCUUCAUCCUCGUCACUCUAUUUCUCCUCACGAGCUUUGUUGUAUACAAGACUACGACGUUGUUGCGCAUUAGGCGAGUCCGCUCUCAGUGGACAUCGAAGAGGGAACUGAUUCUGGACAUCGAAUCGAAGCGGCCAGAUGGAGACCACACUUCAACCGGAAAGAUUGAAUCACUACCUCUCAUCUCGCACUUGAGGCCAAAAGCAGGCGACAGAAUCCGAUCCUUACAUCGACGACUCAUAACUUCCUGCGGCUGUUCUGCUCCCAUUUAUCUUCCUAUAGAUAUCAAGCGAUAUUCUACCAAAGACUCCGAGCUCUCUGCAGUGCAUGGCACUGAGAACAACUGUCAUGAACCAUGUCCACCGACCUUCGCCGAACGUCCGUCAAGUCUGCUCUUAUACGGUUCGAAGCCUGGCUUGGACUCUGUAGGGAGAUACGAAGGAGGAUAUGUCGAAGGAGUCCUCCAAACAGCAUUAAUACGGUGUAUGCUGCGCCGGCCGGGAAGCAGCAUGUCGUUUCUUCCAUUCUAGCUAGACGCUUGUAAACCCAAAGUUCUUGUCCUCGUUCCAUCACUUCUUUGGGAUUAGAUACAUCAU